AGCUUGGAGAAGAUCAUCCAGCGAGACUUUUUUCCUGAUGUGGAGAAGCUGCGAGCACAGAAGGAGUAUCUGGAGGCUGAGGAAAAUGGAGACUUGGAGAAAAUGAGACAAAUUGCUAUCAAGUUUGGCUCUUCCUUGAACAAAUCGUCGAGGGACACACCUGCACCCUAUGUUACCCCAGCCACGUUUGAAACCCCAGAAGUGCAUCCAGGUGGCCUUCCAGUGGGAAAUAAAUCUAAAGCUGGCAUCAAGACUGCAGAGGAAGGAGAAGCAGAGAAGGAUGAGAAAGAUGCUCUUCCCAGCCUGGACACGUUCCUGGCCAAGCACACGAGCGAGGACAACGCCUCCUUUGAGCAGAUCAUGGAGAUGGCCAAGGAGAAGGAGAAGGUCAAGCACGCCUGGCUGUACAGCGCAGAGGAGGAGUACACCCGGCAACAGAAUGAAAACCUGGCACUUCCUUCAGCUGAGCAGCAAGCUCUGGAGAAUGUGAAAGCUGGGCUGGAUACCUGGCAAUACACAGCUCGAAACACCCUCAUGUAUUAUCCCACAGGUGUGCCUGAUGAGAGUGAAGUUUUUAAGAAGCCCAGGGAAGUUGUGCAUCGAAACACACGUUUUGUGAAGGACCCUUUUAGCCAAGCUGUGAGCAAAUCACAGCUCCAACAAGCUGCAGCCCUCAAUGCUCAGUACAAACAGGGCAAAGUGGGACCUGAUGGGAAAGAACUGAUACCACAAGAUUCUCCAAAAGUGAACGGGUAUGGAUUUGUGGCUACCCCCUCUCCUGCCCCAGGUGUGAAUGAGUCACCUUUUAUGACAUGGGGUGAAAUUGAAAGCACCCCUUUACGUCUGGAAGGGUCAGAAAGGCCUUAUGUGGACAGAACACCUGGCCCAGCUUUCAAGAUCCUGGAGCCCGGACGCCGUGAGAGGUUGGGACUGAAGAUGGCCAAUGAAGUGGCAGCUAAAAACAGAGCAAAGAAGCAGGAGGCACUUCGAAAAGUGACAGAAAACCUGGCCAGCCUUACUCCAAAAGGACUAAGCCCAGCAAUGUCACCAGCUUUGCAAAGACUUGUGAACAGGACUGCAAGUAAAUACACGGACAAAGCCCUGCGAGCCAGCUACACCCCCUCCCCAGCCCACACAGGAACUCCUGGGUACAAGACCCCAGCCAGUGGGCCUCAAACCCCCCAGAGCACCCCACAAUCUAGGACAGUAUCUCAGACACCAGUAUCUCAGGAUACCACAUCCAUCACGGACAAUUUGCUGCAGCUUCCCAAGAGAAGAAAGGCAUCUGAUUUCUUCUGAACAUUCCAGUCACCACCAAGGUGACAGUGAUCUGGCUGUGCUCAGUGAACUGUGGACUGGAUACUGGAAACUGGGAAAAUGGACAUCAUUUCUUAAAGAUAUAUUUCUAAGAGGGCUUGCAUUUAAAUUAAUUUCUGUACAGCUAUGUCUGUUUCUUAAGUGGGGUCAGCCUUUCUUAAAGGCUGAACUGGACUUGGCUCCAGCUUGUCAAACUUGAGUUUGCAGAAGAGGGGACACAACCAUGUCUAUACUGAGGCAUGACACAGAAUUUUAGAGAGAUUCUCUUUAACUUUAAACUGAUGCAGUUCACAAGUUUGACUAACUUGGUGAUCUUGUUAAAACCAGCAUUCCUUAAGAGGACCCCAUUUCUCCUCCACUGCUUACACUUUGCAGAAUGGGAUUUGCCUUCCUGCUUUUGCUCAGACUUCUGCAGGUUUUGGGCUUGCCCUGUUCUGCAGCUGGCAGAGGGAAGGGAUCAGAUUUGUUUUGUAGCUGCUCUGUGUGUGACUCCAGAGAGUUGAUGAUCACAGUCAGGGGCCAGAGGCAGUCCUGUGUCACCCACCAGGAUGGCAGUGCCAUUCUGAAGGACAGAAGUGAUACUUCUGAUAGCCACACCAGAGCUUUUGUUUGGUGUUCUCCUCCCAUUCUCUGGAACUUUUGGCUUUAGUUUUUAUAAUUGGCCAAAAAAAGGAAAAGCAAUUUUAACCAUCCGUAGGCUGCACUCAGUGCUGUGGUUGCUGCACAUGAGCUGAUGUUUGUGUGUGGAUGAGCCCCAGGUGUGAUCCAGCCUGGAGAAGCACUGGGCACCCUUUAGGAGGAAGCAGGUGUAGCCAGAUGUUUUCAUUUCUCGCUCCACACUUGUGAACAAGACGCUGUGUGUAACACUUGGCAUUUGCUGUAGUCAGGUGAUGUUUUCCUGAGGGAACAUCCAUGGAAAGUCUUACCCAGCAACUUGAGGAGUGUCUGCAGUGUUCUCUGAGGUCUGGGGCAUUGGGUGCUGUGUUUGUCUUGGUGGAGAGCUUCCUUUUGUGUGGUUUCCUCUGCCUCUUCCAAAACUUGUGUCCCUGACUGUGAAAAACCCUUCUGAGAGACUCAGUUUUUAUAGUGCACCUUGUAAAAAUAAAUGUAUCAACAUGGCAUUGCUAGGACUCAAAAAUUAGUAAUUGUUACCUUUUUAGUCCAGAAAUACUUGAAGGCUAUGUUUUUUCUUUAAGCAAAAAAGUUAUUUUCAUUAUGAAUGAAUGUAAAAGGAGUGUGUUUGCUAAAGUU
Messenger RNA from Zonotrichia albicollis (white-throated sparrow), 2568 nucleotides. The record is from RefSeq and is a predicted model, not a curated record. Lineage: Eukaryota; Metazoa; Chordata; Aves; Passeriformes; Passerellidae.